Molecule: messenger RNA, 1326 nt
Organism: Aphanomyces astaci
Lineage: Eukaryota; Oomycota; Saprolegniomycetes; Saprolegniales; Verrucalvaceae
Exons: 4
Coding region: 1-1326 (441 amino acids)
Biological process (GO): DNA recombination; DNA integration
Molecular function (GO): DNA binding
Source: RefSeq, a predicted model, not a curated record
AUGACGACGCACUUGUACUCGACAGCUCGUACAAGCAGCGACUAUCAAGACGCGGCACUGAUCAACCUGUUGUGGUACUUAUUUGGGCGUGCCUCCGAUCUCUGCGUCGUGCGGAAGCAAAACAUUACGAUUGAUGGUGGUGGUGUUUUCUUUAUGAAGUUUAUCCGCAUGAAGACAAGGGAAGAGCUGGGGAUAUCGCUAUUUCCCGACAACGAGUUCCAAUCCUGCCCACCCCUUGCAAUCGGGCUAUUGCUAAUGUCUCAUGUUCGCCCCAUCCCCCGACCUCGUCGACAACCUGCCGCAACAAACAAAGAUGUCACCUGUGACCCUCGGUCUAGACGCACCGCUCAUCGAUCUUCUGGACAACCCUGGUGCCACUGUGCAAUCAAGCGCCAUCGACACCAAGGCUGCGCCAAGCUCUACGAUUCACUGCCACACAAGCAGCUUACCUCCCACUCAGUCCGUCGUGGCGACUCGCAGCAUGAGAACGCUGUUGAACACCUUUCUUCUCCGUGGAUAUUCGAUCGCGGCCUUUGUACUGUCAGUGCUACGAACAAGGCGUUUAACUAUGUGUUCAACACGUCGCUAGAAGAUCAUAAAGUCGCAAAGACCUUGAGCGGCUGGGCGCCAACAGACACCGUCAAACUUGCGAGCCUAUCAACGUUUGAUGUCCGCACGAAAGAGCAAAUCGACGCCGUGCUUGCAAUGGCCUCGCGCUUGGAGACGUGCGUUGUCGAGGCUGGGUGCGCCCUUGUUGACGUGCUUGCUUGGUCGUCGCACCUUGUUGAAGUCCAGGGAGCACUGACUGUGGCGUAUGCAUCUCACCAAGCCAUGGUCAUUGAACAUUUCAUCGAGAACGCAAGGCUCCAAAACGCUCGAAUGGACGUACUUGAAGCACACCUCAACUCAUCGUGUCAGCCGCAGCCAUCCAAGCCAACAACCGAGCUGCCGAACCCAAGGAGCCACGAACAUCAGCUAAUGCCGACCGUCCCCCAACGAAAGAAAUCCAGUACAACGCAUCCCAAUGCGACGUGGUUUGAGUGGUACGCACUGCAGCCUCGCCUGUGGGAAUCAAAAAAUGAGAAACAGAAGAAGUCAAAUUCAAAGCUACUCGUUGCGUUCAUGAAGCUGUUCCUCGAGCAUGGCUUCGUAUUAGACCCCAAAUCACCAACCUAUCGCGAUGACGUCAAUGCCGUCGGAAGGUCAGCCGAAAUCAACUUAUUGGGUUACCUUCCGGGGCGCGGCGUGGAAUUAAAUGAUCAAGCGCCGUUCUCAAGCACUUGCGCAUCUUGCAUCUAUGACCUCAACGACAAAAUCGUCCGGUAA